Messenger RNA from Trypanosoma rangeli, 378 nucleotides. Its product is annotated as zinc finger protein ZFP1. The record is from RefSeq and is a predicted model, not a curated record. Gene Ontology annotation, molecular function: metal ion binding. NCBI's taxonomy places the organism in Eukaryota, Euglenozoa, Kinetoplastea, Trypanosomatida, Trypanosomatidae. The transcript has a single exon. The coding region runs from base 1 to 378 and encodes 125 amino acids.
AUGUGGACACCGAAAAGUCCCAAACCACAAUCAGAGAGUAGCACGUUCUACAGUAGGCUUAGAGAUACACGGCAAAUCAAGCUCCAGACGCGAGUGUGCCGCAAUUUUGCCGUGGGACACUCCUGUUUAUUUGGUGAACGUUGUGCCUUUUUGCAUUUCUUUCCUGAACGAUCCAUUGUGCGUAGGAAAGACAGUGAUAUGCCACCACCGCCACCAUACUCGGAAGUCGCCAAGGGGGCAACGGCACUGCCGCCCGCCUACCCGUCACGAUUUCGUCACGACCCCUACAGACCCGAGGGUUUUGUUGUUGUGGCUGAAGAGUUUUUCACGGACGACGGGACCCAACACAUACAGAGUCUUGGGGGGCAUCAUUUGUGA